GGCAGCAAGAUGGCAAAUAGGCUCACGUUUCUAUUAAUGCUUCUACAACUUUGGCACUUUGCCAUGCCAAGUCAGUCGGUCAACGAUCUAUCACAGUUUGCCGAUUCGAAUCGGACAGUUUUCAAUCUGGAUGCACUUACUGAAACUCAAACAAACUUUCCCAUACAAAUUGGCAAGAAGUUCUACCAUGUUGAGACCAAGUUGGAGGUCAACUGGCAUCAGGCCGCGCACAAUUGCCGCCAGCUGGGGGGACACUUGAUCAACUUUGAGAGCAGCCAGGAAAUGGACGUGAUUCUAUCGAUCGUGCCAUCUGCCAGAUACUGGACCUCUGGUAACUGUCUAGCAAAGGACAGGGUUUGGAUCUCCAUUGCCACUGGCGAGGCCAUGCCCUACCUAAGAUGGCAUGCAGGCGAGCCCAACAAUGCGGGAGGCGCAGAGCUUUGCAUCGAACUCAAACGGACCGCCUUCAAUGAUGAUCGAUGCGCGAUUGCAAUUAAUUAUAUAUGCGAAGCCAAGAUAUUGUAAUAUA
Messenger RNA from Drosophila hydei, 529 nucleotides. RefSeq names its product C-type lectin 37Db-like. Gene Ontology annotation, molecular function: carbohydrate binding. The transcript has 3 exons. Gene Ontology annotation, cellular component: external side of plasma membrane. The record is from RefSeq and is a predicted model, not a curated record. NCBI's taxonomy places the organism in Eukaryota, Metazoa, Arthropoda, Insecta, Diptera, Drosophilidae. The coding region runs from base 10 to 525 and encodes 171 amino acids. Gene Ontology annotation, biological process: biological process involved in interspecies interaction between organisms.